Messenger RNA from Capsella rubella, 1450 nucleotides. Its product is annotated as zinc finger with UFM1-specific peptidase domain protein. The coding region runs from base 93 to 1301 and encodes 402 amino acids. The record is from RefSeq and is a predicted model, not a curated record. NCBI's taxonomy places the organism in Eukaryota, Viridiplantae, Streptophyta, Magnoliopsida, Brassicales, Brassicaceae. The transcript has 6 exons.
CGCCGUUUCGAUCAACGUCUGAGGAUCUCAACAAUCUGUGUCUGUCUAAUUUCCUCCGGCGAGAAAACAAAACAGAGGAGGAACAGAAAAAGAUGUCAGCUUUGUGUCCUGUCUGCAACCUUACGCUUUCCUCCUCCUUAAUCCAAAGUCAUGUGAAUUCCCACUUCGAAGACGACGAAACAGAUUCUCAAAUCGAUAGCGAUCACUACUUGGCUGUUCAACUCGCCUCUUCUUCUUCUUCUGAUCAUCCUUCGUCAUCAUCUAACUUUGAUGAUUCCUUAGGUUUGCACAAUAGUGUUGCCUCUUUGGUUCAUUCUCAGACCAAGAGUCAAUUCUAUAGUGUUGGUCAUGGUGGUUUGAUUGGUUUGCUGAGAAACUGUUUGGAAUCAGAACUUAAAUCGAAGUCGAAACCUUUAGAGUGUAGUACUAGUUUACUAUGUGGCUUUGUUGAUCAUUUUCAAUCCUCAAAGGAGGAUAAAGGUUGGGGAUGUGGAUGGAAGAACAUUCAGAUGCAAUGCUCUCAUUUGAUUUCUCAUAGAGAAGAAGCUAAAAGAGUUCUCUUUGGUGGCUCUGACUUUGUUCCUGAUAUUCCUUCGCUCCAGCGGUGGCUCGAGUUGGCCUGGAACAAGGGUUUUGAUGCCUCUGGAGCUCUCCAUUUUAAAACUCAAAUCUACGGUUCAAAGAGAUGGAUUGGAACUACUGAAUGUGCUGCGUUGUUACGCUCUUUCGGGUUAAGAGCUAGGAUUGUUGAUUUUGCUCCCGAGAAAUCGAAAUCGAUGUAUCUUUCUGUUCCUGGUUCUGCUAUUGCUCCCAAGGUAAAGUCACAUGGUCCCAUGGACAGAUAUGUGGUUAAAACGGGCGGAAGUGGGACAGGAAAAUCAGUUGACUCUCAUGGUUCUAAUUCUUCUAGGAUCACCAAAGGAGCGGUUUUGAUGAAUUGGGUUUGGAAUUACUUCUCAGAUAAUAGGUUAAAUGUUUCCUCUGGUGUUCAUAUGACAAACAAAGGGCCGUUGUAUUUCCAACAUGAAGGACACUCAAGGACAAUUGUUGGGAUUCAGAGACGGUUGCAAGGAACUACAUUUACUCCUCAGUACAAUCUCUUGGUUUUGGACUCAGCUGAUUUUACUAAAGCUAUAGAGAAAGCACUUGUAGAGAAGAAAGGAUGGGAAGGAUAUCUUAAAAGAGGAGCUCACACAUUGAAGUGUCCCGAGUAUCAGAUGUUGUACGUUGAUACUGGAAUCGCUGAUAGAGAGGAGUUGGAGAAGCUCAAGACCAUUGAUAGCCACUUUGUUGAAUUCUAAUGGUCGCCUUAACCAUUGAAGAAUGGUUCGUGGAGUUUCUUAGAUUAAUUGCAUCGUAUACUUCUGUAUCAUAUGCAACUUUUUGUAAUGUGCUAAGGAAAAGCUCAUAUAACAUUGUCAAUUUAUAUAUUUUGCAGUUUUAUUCUCCA